AUGACUGAAUCCACGACGUCGAUGAUUUCUUCGUUGACGGAAAGAUUGGAGGGCAAGGAUGCUCGGAACAGUCAUGAUAAAAGCUCAUUAAGGAGUGGUCUGGGCUAUGGGAGUAAAAAUGGAAACGGAAAUAGUAACGGUACUAACAGCAGUAGCAGUAAUGGAGGUGGUAGCAAUGGCAAUGCCAAUGGGAAUGGCAGUAGGCCAGGCGAAAUAUUUUAUCCAUACAAUGGUAAACAGAAUGUCACGCUUUCGUCGUCGACUCAGCAGUCGCCCAAUGGUGCAAGCUCUGGAAGCGAGGCAAGUGGUGGUGAUAACUCCUCCUCAACAUCCUCACCAAACUCUGUGCUGUUAAAUAUGAAGCAGGGUGGUAACACUGGACCUGUAUGCAAAAACUGCUUCACGGUAACUACUCCAUUGUGGAGAAGAGACGAAAAUGGCGCAGUUCUUUGUAAUGCUUGCGGUUUGUUCCUCAAAUUGCAUGGUAGGCCAAGACCAAUCAGCUUGAAAACAGAUGUUAUAAAAUCGAGAAAUAGGAAAGGUACUCACAACCACCACAAUAACGAUCCCGGUCAUUUACACUCAAACACACCUUCAAGUCCAAGGAUUGUAGAGGGCCACAAGAGGUCCCAUAGUGAUGAUAAGAAACGCAAAAAGAUAAAUAAUGUAGAAAAGAGUAGUAAGACAGUCUAUGGAAACGGUAACGUACAAGCAAAUAAUGAUGGGAGUGGGAAUGGAAUUGUUAAUGGAGAGGGUAGCGGGGCUGAAAACAACGACGGAAAUGGACUGCGGAUCAAAAGAGCAAAGAUCAAUGACGGCAAUCAGUUGUCGUCAUCAGAAUCCAAAGACAUUAGAUCUGCAGCUACAACGUUGGAAAUUUUGAUGUCUAGUGAUUCCUCGAAACCUGAAUUGAAACCUAAGGCGCAUAGUGGAGGAUCUGCUGUCAAAAAUGAAUACAUGUCCUCCGUAACUAUGUCGCCGUCUGCUUCACAAGCUGCAUCGGCCACCCAAUUACCGCACUUAUCGUGUCUGCUAGGGGAUGUGAACCCGGGUCAAAGCAAUUCAGGGGUGAAUACUAAUGCAAAUCAAAGCCCUCAUUUAAAUGCGAACAGUGCUCGUAACGUAAGCUUAAAUUCUAGUUCGAUGAAUGACCGAUUUGGUUCACCACCUAUGGCUCCACAAAAUGCUCCAAUUGCCAAACAAGUUUCAUACCAUGUAACGUCGAUCAAUGAUGUACUCAAUGAAAACAAUACCAAUAACGCUUCUCUGAAUCAGAGGAAUAGCCCCUCCGCAACAUCACCUAAUACAUUUCCUAAUGCGGCACUCACCACUCAUAGCAGUACGUCUUCAUUGGUACGAGAUACUUCCAUACCACAACGCUAUGUCUCACCCCCUCCUCCCGUCACAUCUCUGCCUACACCAAUACAAUCUACUCUACAUCAGCCACUGCAACAGCAACCACAACCACAACCACAACCACAACCACAAUCACAACUACAACAGCAGCUACAACAUUUUAGUAAUGAUCAUCAUAAUAAAAGUUCAAGCAAAAGUGAGAAUGUGGAAACCCCCCUUAGUGAAACCUUGCGAAGUGAAGAAGAAGUAAUCAAGUUGAAGACAAGAAUCAGCGAGUUGGAAUUGGUCACUGACCUUUACAAAAGACACAUCUUCGAAUUGGACGAGAGGUGCAAAACUUUGCAUACUGAAAUUCAAGCAUUAAAACAUUAG
Messenger RNA from Zygotorulaspora mrakii, 1728 nucleotides. It is a transcript of the gene GZF3, whose product is annotated as Gzf3p. NCBI's taxonomy places the organism in Eukaryota, Fungi, Ascomycota, Saccharomycetes, Saccharomycetales, Saccharomycetaceae. The record is from RefSeq and is a predicted model, not a curated record. Bases 1 to 1728 code for a protein of 575 amino acids. Gene Ontology annotation, biological process: positive regulation of transcription by RNA polymerase II; negative regulation of transcription by RNA polymerase II. The transcript has a single exon. Gene Ontology annotation, molecular function: RNA polymerase II cis-regulatory region sequence-specific DNA binding; zinc ion binding; DNA-binding transcription factor activity, RNA polymerase II-specific.